CGGGGGUAGGUGGGGUUGGGGUCGAGGUGAGGCAGGGGUAACAAUAGGGUAUGGGCAAGGGGUAAAUUCAGAAACUGAAAAAGCUUAAAGUGCCGCUUAAUUAAUACAUGGGGGAGUGGUAUGCUUAAUAAGCGGCACUUUAAGCACUUCUUUCGGUUAGUAAGCGGCUUUUUAAGCAGUGUGCGUGUUUACUUCACAUGUCUUACUAACCUAACUGUGACUUUAGCAGUGAAGUAAACGCCUCCUUAGGGUUGGUUUGCAAACACUUUAAAAAAGCACUUCUCGACUUUUGGUUUUAAAAGAAUACUUCUUUUACCAAACACUACAACUUUUAUUUUUCUCGCCUUUCGUGUAAAAAGUGCUUUUAUUUUUCUAUUACACAAAAACACUUAUUUUACUAAACACUACCAACUUUUACUUUUCAAAAUCACUUUUUUCUCAAAUACUUUUCCACUUUUAUUUAAUCACUUCUUCUUAUUUCAUUAAAAAAAGCACUUUUUUAAAACCAGAAGAUGGUUGCAAACAGGCCCUUAAAAUGUCUAAAAUGAAUACUCCACUUUAGGGGUGGGCAAACGGGUCUUGGAACCGCGGUCCGGUCCGGGUAAUGACGGUUCGGGUCCAAAACGGGCCGGUUCCAUUUUUUGUUGCAAGAAAACGGUUCAGGUAGGGUUGGGUAAUUUUUUUUAAAGACCCGGGCCGGUUCCAAAAUAAAAAAUUACCGGGUACCCGCCCCGCCCCGUUAUAUAUAUAUAUUGCAUAGUAAUUUUUUAAUACUUAGGCCUCUGCCAACUCUGAUUACUUAGCCCUAUGAUGUAUCUCAAAUUCUCUAUAUUUUAGUUUUGGAGUUCUUUUAAGCUACUAAUGAAUAUGAGUUGUAAUGUUGUUAUUUUGGUAUUGUCAUUUUGGACUUGAAGGUAAAUUAUGUUGUUAUUUUGGUGUAGUCUUUUCGGACUUGAAGAGUUGAAGGUUUACACUUUACUAUGAUGUUUGGUGUAGUCAUUUGGAAACUUAAGAGUGACUAUGUUGCUGAUUUUUGGAACUUCUUUAAUUGUUUGGAACUUAGAUAUAUGAAGUUAUGGAGGAUUGAACUUGUCACUUGUGUUAGGUGUGCACCAGUAUGUUGUUAUGUUGAAACUUGUCAAUGUACUAUACGGAGUAUUAUUAAUCAUUGAUUAUUGAUUUUUGGAACUUUGUAAGUUUUUACUACUCGUAUUUUUAAAACAUGAAAAUAGGAAUCGAAAAACCUGAUCCGGACCGACCCGUCUCAAACGGGCCGGGUAAGGUCCGGUUCCUAUUUUGAAAAUUGCAAUACCUGAACCGGACUGGACCGUAUAAUGGAACCGGCGGUUCCAUUUUAUUUUGCUUUACCCGCCCUGACCCGGCCGUGCCCAGCCCUACUCCACUUAAUCAAUUUGUUUAAACUAAUCUACAUAUGAGCUGUGUUUAGUACUGGCGUAAGUGGAAUAUCUUCAUCGUCGGAACUGGUUUAAGGUGAAAAACCCGCACUAAAAAUGGCGGAAGCGGAAUAUCCAAAUCGGAGCCCCGAAAUCCGAAAGGAUGGAAUCAAUGACAGGUGGGUGAUAUUCUCGCCAGCGAGAUCACGACGGCCGUCGGACUUCAAGGCCAAAUCGAAUCCUAACCCGAAUAACCAAUCGGGGUGCCCAUUCUGCAAGGGCCAUGAACACGAGUGUGCGCCGGAGAUAUUCCGCAUCCCUCCUGAUGCCACCUCCGAUUGGGGAAUCAGAGUUAUCCAGAACCUCUACCCGGCCGUCAACAGAGACUUGCAUUUCCAGGCUGAGAAUAAUCAUGAUUCAUUGCACGGCGUCGUUUCGAUACGCGGAUUCGGGUUUCACGAUGUGGUGAUUGAAUCUCCGGUUCACUCGGUUCAUCUUAGCGAUCUUUCACAGGCAUGGAUUGGGGACGUUUUUCUGGCUUUCAAGACUAGGAUCGACCAGAUUCGCAUUAAUCAGUCCAUCAAAUAUGUCCAGGUCUUCAAAAAUCAUGGGGCAUCAGCCGGUGCAUCUAUGAGCCACUCUCACAGCCAGAUUAUUGCUCUUCCUAUUAUCCCUCCCACAGUUUCUGCUCGCCUCAGUAGUAUGAAGGAGUAUUUUCAGCAGUGUGGGACUUGUUCUCUCUGCAAUGUUCAUGCAGAUGACUUAAUGAUCACUAAGUCAACCCAUUUCACAUCUGUGGUUCCAUUUGCUGCUACAUUCCCUUUUGAAAUAUGGAUAAUCCCUCGGAACCACUCUGCCUUUUUUCAUGACCUAGACAGCGAGAAGGCAUUUGAUCUGGCCGGGCAGUUGAAACUUGUGCUUUUGACGUUGUCCUCACAGCUGAAUAAUCCACCAUUCAACUUCAUGAUUCAUAGCUCCCCAUUCGAAGUUGAUCCUUCAUAUUUACCAAGUUGCCAUUGGUAUCUCCAAAUAGUGCCCCAUUUAUCCGGGGUUGGGGGUUUUGAGUUAGGAACUGGAUGUUACAUAAAUCCUGUUUUCCCAGAGGAUGCAGCUAAAAUUUUGAGGGAAGCAAGUUUGGCAGUAGAGGUGACAAAAAUGAAAAUGGGAGGCUGACAUAUGCCCCAUUAUGGGAUAUCUAUUCUUCAUGGAAGCAAAGCUGGUGGAUAUGGAUUUCAGCUUCUGCAAAAUGUUUCUUGAGCUGUGGUGGAUGUUUAUGAAUUUUGCUAGUGCUCAUUGGGCUUCUUCAUAUUCAUACCUGCUUGAUUACCCCAUUGGUUUUAAUGUCGAUAUAGUAUUAAGGGCUAACAUUCAAUGUAAAAUUCCAACCUUAGAUCUCAUCCAAACAAUAUCCUUCUUUUUUAAACCUUGCAGAGCUGUCUGGGUUUGAACUUUGAAGGGCCACUGAAGGUUUACCCGGGGUUUAACUUUAAGGCUGGCGAUGGAAUUACUCGGGGGCUCGGGGCAAAAGUUCCAGGGGACACUUGCGUGUUAUAAAAACAACUUUGUAUGUCACAAUUUUGUGUAAAUCAUGUGUCUUUCAUAAUAACCUCAAAGAGAUAAUUUUAUCAAUAAAGUGAUACUCCAUCAAAUCAUAGUCCCUGUCUUUUAACACUACUAAAUUUGACACUUUUGGAGAAUGAUG
Messenger RNA from Cuscuta epithymum, 3096 nucleotides. NCBI's taxonomy places the organism in Eukaryota, Viridiplantae, Streptophyta, Magnoliopsida, Solanales, Convolvulaceae. The record is from the annotation of a GenBank genome assembly.